Messenger RNA from Pieris brassicae (large cabbage white), 1128 nucleotides. Its product is annotated as alpha-ketoglutarate-dependent dioxygenase alkB homolog 6. The record is from RefSeq and is a predicted model, not a curated record. NCBI's taxonomy places the organism in Eukaryota, Metazoa, Arthropoda, Insecta, Lepidoptera, Pieridae. Bases 331 to 1011 code for a protein of 226 amino acids. The transcript is spliced from 2 exons.
UUUCGUUCACAGAUCAACGUCAAAUCUCUCAUAAUUAACAUGGUAGCUUGUUUUGAAGUUUCGUUACAACUUUCAGGCUAAAAAAAUAUAAACAUCAGAAUAAAGAAAUAUGCAUAAUCAAUAGAUGUGUUUAUACUUUCAUACGUUUAUUAAAAUUAAAACAAAAACACGUUUAUUAAUUGAUAGUUAAUUCUUUCGUAACUAUUUUUUUUAUAAUUAAAAACAAUUGUUACAAGUUACCUGUAUUUAUAUAUUACUCAUUAUUAUACCAUAAGGAGUGUAUACAGUAUAUACCCAUUUUUAUAAUCGAUAAAAAGACCUAAAAUCGAGAUGCACGAUGACAAUUUUUUGUUAGGCUACCGAAUACGGGAAGUUGAUGCAACUGCAUACUAUGUAUCAGAAUUCAUAACAGAGGCAGAAGAGAAAAAUAUUUUAAGUAAUGUGUAUGGUGUUCCGAAGCCGAAAUGGACACAACUGUCUAAUAGAAGACUACAAAAUUGGGGAGGAAUCCCCCAUAACAAAGGCAUGAUAGCUGAAACUAUUCCAAUGUGGCUUAACAAUUACCUACUAAAGAUUGACAAAUUAAAUGUAAUGAAUGGGAAUAAGCCUAAUCAUAUAUUGGUAAAUGAAUAUACUCCGGGACAAGGCAUCUUGCCUCACCUUGAUGGAUUUUUAUUUUACCCUACAAUCACUACUAUAUCUCUAGCCUCACAUGCUAUUUUGAAUUUUUAUGAACCUAUUUCUAAACAUACAAAUAUUUUAAAACCAAAAUUUUCAUUUCUUUUAGAGCCUAGAAGUUUAUUGAUUCUACAAGAUAAAUUGUUUAGCCAUUAUUUGCAUGGCAUAGAAGAUAUUAAUGAAGAUAUAAUUACUGACUCAAUAUUAAAUUUAGAUAUGUGUUCAAGUAAAUAUUCCAAAGAAAAAAAAAUUCUGCGUGAAACUAGGAUAUCAUUGACAAUAAGACAUGUUCCAAAAACAACUACAUUUAAGAUUAAUAUUGGGAAACAAUAGCAUUGUUUAAGAUAUUAUUUAUAUAUAUUACUAUACUAAAGUUGUUAAAUUUUUUUGUAACCUUAAUACUAGAAGUAAUACAAGUUAUUCAAAAAUUAAAUGGUAAAAAAAAAUAUA